AUGCCCUUUAAUCGACGACAUGGUGCCAAGUCAAAGAAGUUCAAACCAGAUGGUCUUGUUUUCGCUCGCGACUUCCGCACCGGACAACCUAAUAGUGGUCUCCCUGACACGAUCUGCGACGACAUGGUCGUACACUAUACGACGUUUCAAGGAUUCAUCUGGAAGCGUCACGUCAAUCAGCUCCGCCCACAUGUCUCACUAGGAGAAACAAUCGAUCUGACAGACGCCUCCGGAAUGCCUUCAAUUCAUCACCAGGUUCGUCUUCAAAGACGUCAUCCUCACUACAGUCGUCUCCAAUGGGCACAACAGUCGCCCUCACAACAACGACGAUGA
Haemonchus placei is the source of this 333-nucleotide messenger RNA. The record is from the annotation of a GenBank genome assembly. NCBI's taxonomy places the organism in Eukaryota, Metazoa, Nematoda, Chromadorea, Rhabditida, Trichostrongylidae.